UAACUAACUACGACUGGCUGUUCUGUUUGGCCGCCAUGUGUUCGGCAGAAGCGUCCGGUGAGGGGAGUGUCGGGGCUGCGUCCGCGGGCAGGGGCCGGAACUGGCCGGCAGGCGGGCGUCUCCCCGCCGGGGAGGAAGCAGGAAGUGGACCAAGUGGGCAGCGGUGGAACUCCCCGCAGGUGGGCUCCGAGCUGCGCGCCUCUCCCGCCAUGGGGCUCCCGACUCUGGAGUUCAGCGACUCCCUGCUGGACAGUCCGGACUUCAGGGAGCGACUCAGGUGCCACGAGGUCGAGCUGGACAGGACCAACAAGUUCAUCAAGGAGCUGAUCAAGGACGGCAACGCGCUGACGGCGGCGCUCAACCAUCUGUCGGUGGCCGUCCUCAAGUUCUCCCAGUCGCUGCAGGACUUCCAGUUCGAGUGCAUCGGUGAUGCGGAGACCGACGACGAGGUCAACAUCGCGCAGUCCUUCAAGGAGUUCUCCGAGCUGCUGAGCACCGUGGAGGAGGAGCGGAGGCGUCUGAUGCAGAGCGCUGAUGAUGUUUUGAUUACUCCGCUGGAAAAGUUCCGUAAAGAGCAAAUCGGCGCAGCGAAGGAAGGGAAGAAGAAGUUCGACAAGGAAACGGAGAGGUACUACUCCACGCUGGAGCGCCACCUCAGCCUGUCGUCCAAGAAGAAGGAGGCGCAGCUGCAGGAGGCCGACGCGCAGAUCCACCGAGAGAGGCAGCUCUUCUACGACGCGUCGCUGGAGUACGUUUUCAAGAUCCAGGAAGUUCAGGAGAAGAAGAAGUUUGAGUUUGUGGAGCCGCUGCUGGCCUUCCUGCAGGGCCUCUUCACCUUCUACCACGAGGGCUACGAGCUGGCGCUGGAGUUCCAGCCGUACAAGCAGCAGCUGCAGUUCAACCUGCAGAACACGCGGAACAACUUCCUGAGCACCAAGCAGGAGGUAGAGAAGCUGAUGAGGAGGAUCAGGUCUGCGGAGCAGGACUACAGACCUCCAGGCCCCUGGACCAUGGAGGGCUUCCUGUACGUCCAGGAGAAACGUCCUCUGGGCUCCGCCUGGGUGCGUCACUACUGCACGUACGACAGGAGCAGCAAGACCUUCACCAUGAUCGGCUCCGAGGUCAGGACCUCGGGGAAGCAGAACGGACUGGUCCCGCAGCAGCCCGAGAUCUUCAAGCUCAGGUCCUGCGUGCGCCGGAAGACCGACUCCAUCGACAAGCGCUUCUGCUUCGACGUGGAGGUGGUGGAGAGACGUGACGUCUGUCCUGGAACUCUUUUCAGGCCGCUUCAGUUUUUCUAUAAAGUCCGGCACGGGGUCAUGACCCUGCAGGCGCUGUCCGAGGCCAACAGAAGGCAGUGGCUGGAGGCCAUGGAUGGCAAGGAGCCGAUCUACAACCUGCCGGCCAUUUUGAGCAAGAAGGAGGAAACCUUCCUCAACGAUGCAGGAUUUAACUUCGUCCGGCGGUGCAUCCACCUGGUGGAGAGCAGAGGCAUCAGCACCAUGGGACUGUACCGCACCGGAGGGGUCAGCUCCAAGGUCCAGAAACUGAUGACCACCGUCUUCUCAUCAAAAGCAGCAGCGGACAUGGAGCUGGAUCCGGACACGUGGGACAACAAAACCAUCACCAGCGGGCUGAAGAAUUACCUGAGGUGUCUGUCCGAGCCUCUCAUGACCUUCAGGCUGCACGCUGACUUCAUCCUGGCCGUCAAGUCCGAUGACCAGAACCACCGAGUCCGUGGCGUCCACGCUUUGGUGCACCAGCUGCCGCAGAGGAACCGUGAGAUGCUGGAGCUGCUGAUCCAGCACCUGGUCAGAGUUUCCACCCAGAACCAGUCCAACAUGAUGACAGUGUCCAACCUGGGCGUCAUCUUCGGGCCCACCCUGAUGAGGUCGCAGGAGGAGACGGUGGCGGCCAUGAUGAACAUCAAGUUCCAGAACGUCGUGGUGGAGAUUCUCAUCGAGAACUUCAGCGAGAUCUUCCGCCAGCCUCCGGACCCCAACGUGCCUCCAUCCCCGCCUCAGCCUCAGUGCAAGGCAGUGUCCCGCAGGAGUCGUGCCGUCCGUCUGUCCGGGGGGAGCAGGAAGCAGCGCAGCAGCUACGCGCCGGCGCUCUGCCUGGCUGAUGCGCAGAGCGACCACAGCUCCCCCAGCUCUUCCCCCGUGGCCAGCAUGGACUCGCUGUCCUCCGGCUCCUCGAACCUGGACGCCCACAGAACCCUGAACGGGCCGAGCUCGCCGGCCACCGCUGCCUCGCCCGGGUCUCUGCUCGCCAGUGAAGGUCCCGGGAGCUGCGCUGGAUCCGGCCACAGUCUGCCGACCCUGGACGUCCAGGAGAGGGUGCAGCAGCCGGAGCUUCCUCCCAAACUGGUGCCGUCUGGCCGGAGCCAGACCUUGGACACCCACGGCUACCAGAGGCCCGGCUCGCUAGCGGCUGCCAGAGCCCAGCGCUUCCAAGAGGCCGCCGCCGCUGCUGCAGGAGGACGAGAGGCCCAGGCCAUCUACUCCUGCCAGGCCGAGCACAGCCACGAGCUCAGCUUCCCUCAGGGGGCGCUCUUCUCCAACGUUCACCCGUCCGUGGAACCGGGCUGGCUCCAGGCGACCCACCAGGGCAGGACGGGCCUCGUCCCUGAGAAUUACGUGCUCUACCUGUGAGGGCCGCGGUGCGGAGCCUGGUUUUCUCCAGACCUUUGGGGACUUGACUUGAUCCUCCUGGAAAGUGAUGUCCACGACAGACUGACCCUCACUUGUUCACUCUGUUUUUAACUUCACCGUCACCUGCAUCUCAACUUUUUCUUUUUGGUUUCUCAACUUGUUUCCCCCAAAAGUCUCUGAUGACCUCACACCUGGCCACGCGAGUUGCCCUGGCGACUGGAACAUGUCGGCACGGCCCGGCGGCGGUGGUCGGACCAGAAGACGCUGGUCCUGCCCUGCUCAGCAGACACGCCCCCAGCGUCGCAGCACGUGUCUGUUCUUCAAUAUAUCUCUGCGACAGCCUCCGCUGUAGCGCUGCCACUCGCUGUGUUAGCUUUGUACCUAAUAAAUGACGAGACGGAUUCAGGACCGUGAGAAAGCUUCGAGUGCAACCGAGUCUUUCACAUGUGCAGUCACUUUACUGAGCGUCGACGAGGAAGUGUUGGGUGUGUUACUGCUGUGUCAUGGCGCCUCUGCGGCGCAGCGUCAACAUCAAAGGCCACGAAGACUCACCUUCACUGUUAUCAUGCGUUGCCGUGACAACAGACACCAACAGCUCUCACUGAGUCACUGAUGCUUUUGGCCUUUUAUUUUGAAACUCAAGUCCCUGGUGCUGUUUUCAUGGCGUGGAUGGAAGGGUGAGGGUUUUUCCUCACUCAUUCAUGAGUCAAAGUGAAAGCACUGAUGAGAAGGAAACACUGAGGAGCUAGCCGAGCUAGCAGCUAGCUUAACAUGCCCACAGCGUGUAUGUUGGUUUAUUUACUUCACAAAGUCUUGAGAGGCAAAACAUGCUCUUGUACUUCUGAAGCUCGGUAUUGACUGUCACAACACCACACCGCUUCACAGCUAGUUUAUUGCGCGCCAUGUUGGCUGCUAGCAGCGAGUAACUAGCCCAAAUCACGGUCAGGAAAAGUGUUUCUUCCUGAUCUGGUCAGGUUGAAUCUCAAUUUCUUGUCAGUGAAGUGAGACUCGCUUGUU
Synchiropus splendidus (mandarinfish) is the source of this 3671-nucleotide messenger RNA. RefSeq names its product rho GTPase-activating protein 42-like. Gene Ontology annotation, biological process: signal transduction. Gene Ontology annotation, molecular function: GTPase activator activity; protein binding. Bases 36 to 2654 code for a protein of 872 amino acids. Gene Ontology annotation, cellular component: cytoplasm. NCBI's taxonomy places the organism in Eukaryota, Metazoa, Chordata, Actinopteri, Syngnathiformes, Callionymidae. The transcript is spliced from 26 exons. The record is from RefSeq and is a predicted model, not a curated record.